CAGCCGCAACCGUUCAACAACCAAUUUUCCAAUUCGAGAUCCAAUCACGGAGCAACGUCCCUCACCGAGGCACCACAACUGCUUUCCCUCGUCCUAUCGCCGCCAAUCGACCUCCCAACAAGUCUCCGACGCUCGCCAAAUUGCAGAACGUCCCUUACGGCCCCGGCCCCCCGUUCACAAGGAAGAAGGGUAUAACCAAGAAAGAGAGAGAGAGAGAGAGAGAGAGAGAGAGAGGAGAGAGAGAAACGAAUCGAAAAUGAUAACCCGCUUCAUCACCGACGUGACCACGCGCUUCAACCCCUUCUCGCCGCGCUCGCGGUCCGCCCGGCUCUUCCUCUCCUUCCUCCCGCCGACGGCCCGCUCGUCGGGCAUGAACAUCACGACGCAGCUGCUCCCGCGGACGUCGAAGGAGCCGAGCACCUUGUACAUCAAGUUCAAGGACGGCAAGGAAAUGAACCUCGACUGCGAGAACAUGGGCAUCAAGAGCAUCGUCGAGGAAGUCGACCGGCACUCGCGCAUGCUCCAGAAGGAGGCAGAUCUGGCCGAGGCCUAAACGCGCUCUCCGACGUAGAACGGAGGAGGGCUGUACAUUUUGUCUGUAAUGAUACGAUAUCUGCUUGCAUCAUGUACUUAUAGAAAGCAUUGGGAAGGCGUUUUUGAUGAUUGAUCUUGGGAUUCUGCCUCGGUCGACAAGAUUGGAAUAUAUACCACUUGAGCCCUUUUUUUUUUUUUUAC
This is a messenger RNA of Thermothelomyces thermophilus ATCC 42464, 735 nucleotides long. RefSeq lists its product as uncharacterized. Lineage: Eukaryota; Fungi; Ascomycota; Sordariomycetes; Sordariales; Chaetomiaceae. The transcript is spliced from 2 exons. Gene Ontology annotation, molecular function: structural constituent of ribosome. The record is from RefSeq and is a predicted model, not a curated record. Gene Ontology annotation, cellular component: mitochondrial large ribosomal subunit. Bases 257 to 553 code for a protein of 98 amino acids.